Messenger RNA from Schistosoma intercalatum, 1300 nucleotides. NCBI's taxonomy places the organism in Eukaryota, Metazoa, Platyhelminthes, Trematoda, Strigeidida, Schistosomatidae. The record is from the annotation of a GenBank genome assembly.
ACAACCAUUUGAACCAUUUGAACCACUGGCGCGAAAAGCAACUAGUGUGCUACGAAAGUUUUUUAAGGAUGACACUCUUUAAUAGUGGGACACAAAAUGUCUUUAAUUCAGUUAGUAUUGGUUCAAAUAAAACUAUGAGUUCUGCACAAAAAACGGCCGAAGUCCAGUCUCCUCCAGGAGAUACUGUGUCGUGUCUUCGCUUCAGUCCUGAGUCCAUGCAAACAACCUUCUUGGCUGCUACUAGUUGGGAUAAUCGUAUUAGAAUUUGGGAAGUCCAAGCCAAUGGUUCUACCAUUCCCAAGGCUGAGCAGAUGCAUCAAGGGCCUGUAUUUGGGGCUUGUUGGAGCACUGAUGGUUCGAAAAUUUUCAGUGUAUCAGCAGACAAAACUGCGCAAAUGUGGGAUCUUGGUUCAAACACUUUUGCGCAAGUUGGUGUACAUGAUGCUCCCGUUAAAACUGCUCAUUUUAUUACCGCUCCAAAUUAUUCUUGUUUGAUGACAGGUUCAUGGGAUAAACGACUUAGAUUCUGGGAUACAAGACAACCUCAGCCUAUUUUAAACUUGGAUUUGCCGGAAAGGAUCUAUUGUGCUGACGUCCAUUAUCCACUUGCCCUUGUCGGGACUGCAGGUCGUCAAAUAUUUGUGUAUAAUUUAGAAAAUGGUCCUACUCAAUUCAACCAAUUAGAGUCUCCUCUUAAAUUUCAGAGUCGUUGUAUAUCCAUAUUCAUGGACAAACAAAAACAAAAUCCUAGUGGCUUUGCUCUAGGGAGCAUUGAAGGGCGUGUCGCUAUACAGUAUUUAAAUCCAACUACGCCUAAAGAUAAUUUCACUUUUAAAUGUCAUCGUUCCAAUGCACCGGUCAACGGUUACCAUGAAAUUUUUGCAGUAAAUGACAUGGCUUUCCAUCCGGUGCAUGGCACACUAGCCACAGUGGGGUCCGAUGGAUGUUAUUCGUUUUGGGAUAAAGACGCUAGAACUAAAUUACAUUCUUCGGAUUCUCCAGAUCAACCGCUCACCUGCUGUGUAUUUGAUCCUAAAGGCCAAGUGUUCUGUUAUGCAUCAGGUUAUGACUGGUCUAAAGGAUAUCAGUUCGCCGAUCCAUCUAAACCCAUCAAAAUAAUGAUGCGCUUAUGUAUGGAAGAAAUGACUCCUGGUAGAAAAUCAUAAUUUAAAAGAGAUUAGAUAAUGUAUUUGUUCUUCAUGUAUAUUUUAAUAUAUUCAUGUAAACUCACUUGUCUGAAGAACGGAACACAUAUCAAUGUACAACUUCAAACUGUAUUUUUAUAAAAUGUUGACAAGUA